AUGGCUUGGAGUAUCUUUCAUAGCAGUUUAAUAAGUAUUGCAUGGACUUAUGCAUUCAAAGACAUAGAACAGUUGCAGGCACUCCUCCACAAAAUGGCAUUGUUUAAAGGACGAACAGAACAAUCUCGGAAAGGAUGCCAUCCAUCAGCUAUAGGAUUUAAGACACCAAUUGAGAUGUGUAAUGGCAAACCAGCUGACUACUCAAAUUUGAAAGUAUUUGGUUCCUUAGCAUUUGCUCACACAAAGCAAGAUAAAUUGGAUCCUAGAGCAAUCAAAUGUGUUUUCAUUGGAUAUCCUAAAGAAAUAAAAGGUUACAAGUUGUGGAGAAUUGACCAAGGUGUGCCCAAAAACGAAGAACAUUGCAGAAAUGCAGAACGUUCUCCAUUUAACAGUGCUUCAGAUAACAAUGAUGAGAGUUUUCAGAUUGAGGUGGAGUCAUCUAAAGAUCAAAAGAUUAAUCAUGAAGAUAUAACUGAUACGUCACUUGAUGAUAAUGUUGCAACAAAACCAGAUUUGGCCAAUUACAACUUGGUAAUGGAUAGAGAAAGAAGGGUUAUCAAGCCUUCAAUCAGAUAUGGUGAAACAAAUUUAAUUUGUUAUGCUUUAAGUGUCACUGAAGAUCUUCAAAGAUAUGAACCAAGCAACUACAGGGAAGCCAUUAAUAGUGAAGAUAAAGAAGCUUGGAUGACAUCUAUGAAUGAAGAGAUGCAAUCUUUAGAAAAGAAUCAAACUUGGAUUUUGGUUGACAUUCCUAAGAGUCAAAGGCUAGAUGUCAAAACAGCAUUUCUACAUGGUGAUCGGGAAGAAACCAUUUAUAUGCAGCAACCUGAAGGAUUUGCUAAAGGCGGUACCAAGGUUUGUCUUCUUAAAAAGUCAUUGUAUGGCCUAAAGCAAAGUCCUAGACAAUGGUACAGGAAGUUUGAUGAUUUCAUGAUAAGAACUGGUUUCCAAAUAUGUAGUUUUGACAGUUCUGUUUACAUUCUGAAAGAGGAAAGUCAAGAACGUUCUCCAUCUCAAGAACAUUCUCCAGUUCUUCAGGAAAGUCAAGAAUGUUUUCCAACUUACCUAUUACUCUAUGUGGAUGAUAUUCUUCUUGCAAGGUCAAGUAAAGACCAAAUUAAAAUGCUCAAAGUUGAUCUUAGUAAUGAGUUUGAGAUGAAAGAACUUGAAGAGACCAAGAGGAUCUUAGGAAUGGAUAUAAAAAGAAACAAAAUGAAGGGGAAGCUAUUUCUUUCACAAGCUGGCUACUUGAAGAAAGUUGUCACUAAAUAUAGAAUGCAUGAGGCAAGACAUGUUACUACUCCUUUGGGACAAAAUUUCAAAUUGUCUAUGCAAGACUCACCUAAGACAGAUGAGGAAAGACAAAGGAUGAGUACCAUUCCUUAUUCUAGUGGAGUUGGUAGCAUAAUGUAUGGAAUGAUCUGCAGCAGGCCAGAUUUGGCUUAUGUUGUGAAUGUUGUCAGCAGAUUUAUGACUGAUCCAAGAGCAUUGCAUUAG
Cicer arietinum (chickpea) is the source of this 1497-nucleotide messenger RNA. The record is from RefSeq and is a predicted model, not a curated record. Lineage: Eukaryota; Viridiplantae; Streptophyta; Magnoliopsida; Fabales; Fabaceae.